AUGGCCUCCUUCCAAUUUCAUGCUCAUUUGAAUCAUCUCCUACUCAAAAUCCUCCUCCUAACCUUUGUGACGAAACCAUCCUUCAGUGUCACACCAGAUGAUCCUACUUCUCAGUUAAUCAUCAAAAUUUGUGACCAAACACUAGAUAAACAGUUCUGUAUAAACGUCUUACAGCAAAAUCUACCUAGUCCAUCAACGGAUGCUCAAACUUUUGCCAAAAUAUCGAUCAAUCAAGUGCUGGCAAACGUUACCAAUACUUUAAGUGCUGUAAGACAAGCAAAAGCUAGUGCAAGUAAGGAGGUUGCAGACCUCCUUACAAUUUGUGAAGAGGGUUACACCGUUGUAUCUUCUUCAUUUAAUGAUGCCUUGCAGGCACUUGCCAUAAACGAUAGUGCAUCUGUGUUCUUGGAUGAAGAACAGUCGGAAAGGCCUAUAAAAGACUGCGCAAAUAACAUUAAUUCUGUGCUGCCUCAGUUUGAAAAAUAUAACGCCCAAAAUCUAGCACUUCAGAAGAUCUCAGCUGCUGCUGCUUCUAUAUAUUUCCAACAGCCACCUAGAUCUUAG
Coffea eugenioides is the source of this 564-nucleotide messenger RNA. RefSeq names its product cell wall / vacuolar inhibitor of fructosidase 2-like. The record is from RefSeq and is a predicted model, not a curated record. Gene Ontology annotation, molecular function: pectinesterase inhibitor activity. The transcript has a single exon. Lineage: Eukaryota; Viridiplantae; Streptophyta; Magnoliopsida; Gentianales; Rubiaceae. Bases 1 to 564 code for a protein of 187 amino acids. Gene Ontology annotation, biological process: negative regulation of catalytic activity.